Lactuca sativa (garden lettuce) is the source of this 638-nucleotide messenger RNA. RefSeq lists its product as uncharacterized. NCBI's taxonomy places the organism in Eukaryota, Viridiplantae, Streptophyta, Magnoliopsida, Asterales, Asteraceae. The record is from RefSeq and is a predicted model, not a curated record.
AUCCUCCUUCCUCAAUUUGCAAUCGCUCCCUGCGUCCAACAUGACGAGUAUAACACUUCGUCGCCACGACUCCCCCGGCGGCAAGACUAAGCAAAUUUCCGCCGGAGUUUUACGAUCAAUUACAGCUCUAUGGUUGAUCUGCGCCAAACGAGCUAUCAUAGCUUCUCGAAAGCUAAAGGAUAACUCAAAGAUCUCAUCAGACUCGCGCAUGAUUCAGUGGCCGAAGAAACUCAUCGCCACCAUAAGCAACAAGGAUAUGAAGUUUGGCCGCCGGAAAAGCAGAACCGGAGAAUCAGGAAACACGAGAGGUGACGGCGUUGCAGACGAUGGUGUGUGGCAGAAGGAGAUUCUGAUGGGUGAUAAAUGUCAGCCGUUGGAUUUCUCCGGUGUAAUCUAUUACGAUAGAGAUGGCAACCGUAGAGACGAGCUUCCCAUGAGGUCUCCACGCGCUAGCCCCUUUCCUGGUUACGUGGCAAAGUUUGAUUGGAGCCCACCACAUGAACGGUAAUUUACUAAAUUACUGUUCUAGUGAUUCAGAAAUUACCGUUUUGGUGAUACGGUUUCGAAUGUUGUUAUAUGAAAAUUUGUAACUUUCAGUGACUCGUUUUCUGAGUGGUGAUCUUUGGGUAUUUUUGUCA